Symbiodinium sp. CCMP2456 is the source of this 1407-nucleotide messenger RNA. The record is from the annotation of a GenBank genome assembly. Lineage: Eukaryota; Dinophyceae; Suessiales; Symbiodiniaceae.
AUGCUGCCGCAAAUCGCGAGCAAGGCGUGGUAUCAUGGCUAUGAUGCCUUCCGAAAGGUACCAGCGGAUCUUUCUGAGGCCACAACAAUCGGAGCCAGCAUGACCCUGCUGGCGAUGAUCACCUGUGUCGUUCUCUUCUGUUGCGAGACAUCUGCUUUCCUGACGGAUGCUCCGACCUCUCGGAUCGUUGUUGACAGCAACCAGGACGAGUUGCUGACCAUCAACUUUGAUGUGACGAUGCUGGACGUCGACUGCAGCCACUUGACAGUAGGUGUGUGGGAUGCCUUCGGAACGGAACGUUUUAACAUCACCAAGAACGUGCAGAAGCAGCGAGUUGAUCACAAGGGCACUCGAAAGGGACAGCCGUACAAGGAGGAAGAGCUAUUGGAGCUCGAGUUCAGUGAUCGCAGCUUCACUGCAGAGGAGCUUGCAGAGCUAGACUCCGAUUGGGGAUCAUCCAGUGACAAUUUCAAGCACAAUGAUUUCCAAGCUGUCAUUGAUGCCCACGACUUCACCAUGAUCAACUUCUAUGCCGACUGGUGCAGCCACUGCCGGAAUUUCGCUCCGACAUGGUUCGAUUUCGAGAAAUCCGUGAAUGAGCACAAAGUCACAGCCAAUGAUGCUGACGGCCAACCGGCGAGCGUUCACCUCCUGCGGCUGAAUUGUGUGGAUUUCCAGGACACGUGCAAGGAGCAGAUGAUUCGUGGUUUUCCGGCGGUCCGCUUGUACCGCAGGGGUGCCAAGAAAGGUGAGUUUGACGAGUACAUCGGCGAGCGCAAUGCAGAUGGGAUGACUAGAUGGAUGCAGUCGAUCGUUGCAAAACGUCACCUUCACACCGGUGCCACGUAUCACAGCAUCUUUUCCGAGGGCUGUCGUGUCGCUGGAUCCGUGAACGUGGCGCGGGUUCCUGGCACCGUCCACUUCCAGGUAGGGCAAUCGAAGGAGCGGGACAUCAAUCCCGCCUUCACGAACGUGUCACACACCGUGCAUCACUUCAGUUUCGGAGAGGCCCCUCGAGGAUUGAAGGCAUCCUUGCCUUCGCAGUACCGAUCACAUGUCAAUCCGCUCGACGGACAGACCUUCGUGGUGGACAAAUUUCACAAGGCCCCGAGUCAUUUCAUCAAGGUGGUGCACACACGGUUCGAAGACUCGGACCUUCGCAGCUACCAACAGACCCACCAGUGGAGUGUGCGAACAUUGCAGCGAGGAACAACUCCCCAGGCGAAGUUCUCCUUCGAUCUCUCACCCGUGGAGGUGGUUAUCGGUAAAGCCGACCGCAGAUGGUACGACUACAUCACACAGAUCUUCGCAAUCACCGGUGGCGCAUUCACAGUGAUGUCCCUUGCUGCCGGAGUCCUCAAAGCAUCGAGCGUCCAAAUAAAAAGUAUGCUGGACAAGGUCAGUUGA